AUGACAAACAACGUUAGGGACAACUCAGAAGUUAAUGCUGACAUAACUCUGUUAACAAACAAAUUAAUUGCAAGAUACUUAAUCAAACAUAAGUACGAAUCUACUUUUAAUAAGUUUAUAACAGAGACAGGUCUCUCACAAAAAAUGGUUUUAAAUGAGGAUUUUAAUGAAAUGGAAGACCGGUUGGGAUAUCACACUGAAGAUUUGGAAACCAUGGUAUCAGAACGUGUUCAGUUUAAAGCCUACAAAAAAAGUGUUGCAACCUCAACCUGUUCUACUGAAAAUGGUUCGUUAGGGACUGUUAACGAUGAACAGAACGUCUUGAACAAAAUAUCUCUACCGCAUUGGAAAUAUGAUCGAAGGCCUGUUAUCUCUACCGAUUUGUCAUCAAAAAUUAAUUCUUUGGUUAUUGCAGUUUUUUCAGAUGAAAAUUUCUUAAUUGUAAGUACAAGCAACCGUAAAAUAUAUAUAUAUUCCAUCGAUCAUGAAAAUACUGCAAAAGCUGGCAAUUAUCAUUUGCUUCAGGAAAUUAAAACCACAAGCGUGGUCAAGUUCAUCCAAAAAAUUGACACAACCUCUGAUAAUGGCGAAAAAAAAACAUUGUUUUUAUUUUGUGAAUUAGAUGGUAAUAUAACUGUUAUUAAAAAUUUUGCACCUGACUUGGAGUAUAAGAGCGUCAAGUUGGAUAAAAACAUCAGAAUGAUUUCUACAUUUUUAAUAUUCGUUGAUGCUGAAAAUGAAUUAAUGUGUUUAGUUAGUUGUCUAAAUAAAACGGUUAAAGCAUUCCAAAUUAAAAUGAAUGAAUCAGAAAUCAAAUGCAAUUUAAUUAGAGAAUUAAACUUGUUAACUAAUUGCAGCACGAUAAAUAUCGUACAACCAAAGAAGGAAGAAGAAGAAGAAGAAGAAGAAAAAGAAAAAGGCAAGAGCAGUGGUGAUAAUAAUCUGUUGAUUUAUUUAACUAGAUUAGAAAGUACCCAAAUAUACGUCUAUGAUUUAAAAUUUGUCCUGAAAUACAAAAUAUCUUUAAAUAAUGCACAGUUUAGUACUCAUUCAUUUACUGUCACAGAUUUAAUCUUUUUCAACACAAAAGAUGAUAAUACCGCGGUGGCCAAAGUAAACAAUAUCACCAUAAUCAAACCUCAAACCAAAAUGUUAAUAUCAACAUCACAUGUUCCCUAUAUGAGGUUGUUACUAGUAGAAGCAACUGCGAACAACUUAGAUAGUCUCAGUAGUGAUAUCCCAAUAUAUUAUAAUAUGAUAUUGGAGAAUUUUAAAACAGAAAUAUACCAAGAUUCCUUUUCUACUAAUAUGUUGGUUUGGGAUUCCGACUGCAACGGAUGCUUAUUGGGUUGCGAUUCUGGACUUUACAGUAUUGAUUUAUCAAAUAGAUGCGAGGUUGUUCCUCUCACUAGUAACACUGAAAAUAUUAAGAGUAGAGUUAAGUCAUUGUAUUAUGAUGAUAGUAAUAAUAGAAUAUUAGUGUCAUACGCCAAUAAGGAAUUAUAUGUGUUGUCUUCGUGA
Molecule: messenger RNA, 1521 nt
Organism: Saccharomycodes ludwigii
Lineage: Eukaryota; Fungi; Ascomycota; Saccharomycetes; Saccharomycodales; Saccharomycodaceae
Exons: 1
Coding region: 1-1521 (506 amino acids)
Molecular function (GO): protein binding
Source: RefSeq, a predicted model, not a curated record